AUGGCCAACCCCUUCGACAUCAAUGGCGGUGCCUGUGUCGCCAUGGUGGGCAAGGACUGCGUCGCCAUUGCUUGCGACCUCCGCCUGGGCAUGCAAUCCUUGACCGUUUCGAACAACUUCCCCAAGAUCUUCAAUUACGCUCCCUCCACCUACCUCGGCCUGACUGGUUUGGCCACUGAUGUCAACACUGUCUCCGACCUUUUCCGCUACAAGGUCAACAUGUACCGCCUGCGCGAGGAGCGCCACAUUGCACCGCAGACCCUCGCCAACCUAGUCAGCUCAUCGCUGUACGAGAAGCGCUUCGGUCCCUUCUUUAUCAGUCCCGUCAUCGCGGGUAUCAACCACACAUCGGGGAAGCCGUUCAUUUGCGGGUUUGACAGCAUCGGCUGUAUCGACUUGGCCAAGGACUUCAUUGUCAGUGGAACUGCCAGCGACCAGUUGUUUGGUACAUGUGAGGGUCUGUGGGAGCCGGAUUUGUCCCCCGAGGACCUCUUUGAGACCAUCUCACAAGCACUGCUGAGUGGUGUCGACCGAGACGCCCUGUCCGGUUGGGGUGCACAGGUUUAUAUCAUCGAGAAGGACAAGGUCACCCAGCGGCUACUGAAGGGACGACAGGAUUAG
Molecule: messenger RNA, 621 nt
Organism: Penicillium alfredii
Lineage: Eukaryota; Fungi; Ascomycota; Eurotiomycetes; Eurotiales; Aspergillaceae
Gene: pup3
Product: proteasome core particle subunit beta 3
Exons: 4
Coding region: 1-621 (206 amino acids)
Biological process (GO): proteasome-mediated ubiquitin-dependent protein catabolic process
Cellular component (GO): proteasome core complex; proteasome core complex, beta-subunit complex
Source: RefSeq, a predicted model, not a curated record